This is a messenger RNA of Spodoptera exigua (beet armyworm), 863 nucleotides long. Lineage: Eukaryota; Metazoa; Arthropoda; Insecta; Lepidoptera; Noctuidae. The record is from the annotation of a GenBank genome assembly.
CUUGUAAGCUAUUGUCAACAAGUCAACAGUCAACUUAUCGUGAUUAAUCGUGAAAUCAAGAAUGAAGAAAAAUGGAAGAACUUGAAGUUUGGGAUGAUCUAUCUAACAUUCCUGCUGAUCCUCCAACCAUGCGCAAACUUUGUGCAGAUUGCAGGAGACCAGCAGUUGUUUGUUGGUGUUCAGCAUUACCACCUGAAAAAUUGAAUCCUCGAAGCACUGUAAUACUAUUACAGCAUCCUGCUGAAGAAAAAAGAUGUUUAAGAACGGCUCCUAUGUUGCAACUAGGUUUAGCACCCAAUAAGUGCAUUAUAUUUAAAGGAAAAAAGUUCCCACAACCCAGGCAUAAAGAUUUGGAAAUUUUACUUACACAACCAAAUACACUUUUGCUAUAUCCUAGUAAAAGUGCAAUAGACAUAAGAGAUAUGGAGAAUGAUACUGAUAGUUACAAUUUAGUACUAAUAGAUGGCACAUGGCCUCAAGCUAAGGCAAUAUAUGCUUCCAGCCCAAUAUUGCAUAACAUUAGACAAGUUAAAUUGUUGACCAGCAACACUAGCAGUUAUAUCAUAAGGACACAACCAACAGAAGGAUGUCUGAGUACACUUGAGACUGCCGCAGAAGCUUUGUCACAAUUGGAAAGGGACCCAAAAUAUACUGAACUUUUAAUACAACCCUUACACACUCUGUGUAAGUAUCAAUUAGAAAAUGGAGCAGUAACUCAUCAAUCUAAGGAGUUCCUUAUUAAAACUAGAACAUAUCCCAAAUUGAUUGGGAAAAGAUUAUCAAAGUUACUUAGGUCUACACAAGAAGAAUUAUCCAAUCAAACAUGAUAUUUUGUAGUUGAUAAUAAAUAAUAUGUUACCAAG